Molecule: messenger RNA, 1326 nt
Organism: Triticum dicoccoides
Lineage: Eukaryota; Viridiplantae; Streptophyta; Magnoliopsida; Poales; Poaceae
Product: oligoribonuclease-like
Exons: 10
Coding region: 183-953 (256 amino acids)
Cellular component (GO): mitochondrion
Molecular function (GO): 3'-5'-RNA exonuclease activity; nucleic acid binding
Source: RefSeq, a predicted model, not a curated record
UCAUCGUCUUUUUGCCCUUCCGUACGCCGCUUGCAUCCCGUUGUGUAGAAAUUAGGUCUUAUAAUCAAUUCUUCCUCCAACUACGGCGGCGGCCACUGCGGCGGCGGCGGGGCCCAUAGAUCCGAAGCAACCGCCGCGGUUUUACGCGGGUUUAUCUUGAAUCUGGGGAGAUUUGGGAGAGGAUGGCUAAUCUUGCCAACAUGUUUGCUGUCCUUGACCUGGAUGGCGAGGACGAUCGAAAGGAAGUGGAACAACCGACAUCCAGCAAGCCAGAAGCUGCUGCCGCCGCCGCCCCCAGGAAACCCGAUAGUGGCAUGACGAAUAACAAAAUGAUUGUAAAUUACGAUGGGGAUAAACUUGGUUCAUCGUCAAGUGAAUACAAGAUGCCAUUGGUGUGGAUUGACUUGGAAAUGACCGGUUUGGAUAUCAGAAAAGACCGCAUACUGGAGAUUGCUUGUAUUAUAACAGAUGGUAAACUUACCAAACGGAUAGAGAGUCGGGAGACGAGUUCGCUAACGAGGAGCCCGUUGAGUUUGCUUUCGAGGAUCCAGUCAACUCUGACAACUGUGCAGGGUCCUGAUUUGGUUAUAAGACAGAGCAAGGAAUGCUUAGACAACAUGAAUGAAUGGUGUAAAACCCAUCAUGGUGCCAGUGGACUGACAGAACAAGUAUUGCAGAGUGACAUUUCUGAGUGUGAUGCUGAGAAACAGGUGCUAGACUUUGUUAGGAGGUAUAUUGGUUCAGCGACUCCAUUGAUUGCUGGGAAUUCUAUCUAUACAGAUUUACUAUUUUUGAAGGAGUAUAUGCCACAGCUUGCAGGCAUAUUCCCUCAUGUGAUAGUUGAUGUGAGCAGCAUAACGGCUCUGUGCAUCCGCUGGUUCCCCAAGGGUGGUGUAAAAUUUGAACAGAUUUUGAGUGUUCGCAAAUUGCAACGAUGUUUUGGUUUGAUUUAAUCGGUUUGAAGAUAUUCCUGUGGCUGGCAGAGAACUCACGAUUACAUAGGGGCAGACUUAAAGAUCAGCUAGUGAGGUGGGAAACAUACUUGAGUGCUAUUGGACUAUAAGGCUUUCAUCCAAUUCGGGCGUAUUUCCUCCUGAUUAUACUUGUUGGUUAUUCGAUAGUGGUUUGGAAACUGAAAUUGGUUCAAAUUUUUGCUUUAUUUAUAAAGCGGGGCGAAAGCCUUUUUCGGUAAAUUGGUUCAAAUUGACCUUAUGUGUUUCGCCGCAACCGCUGAUUACCUAAGCAGAGCAGACCUAGUAUAUUUUAAUUUCAUUUUGAAAUAUGCAUGGAAUACUUGUGAAAUUCUCCACAUGACAAGGCUUUGUU